AUGUUACUUAGUUGUAUUAAAGGAAGCUAUAGGUUCUAUGCCAUGGUGUACCUUAUACAAAUAUUGAUGCGAGGAAAGAAACUAACGAAGGAAGAAAUGUUGGAACAAUUUAAACUCUACCUAAAAUCUGGUAUAUUUGGUUUGACUGUUGGAAGUUCAUUUGUGACAUUGAAUUGUAUAUUUAGGAAGCUCUUCUUUAGUGAAUUUCAUUACUAUGCAACAGUGCUUUUACCAUGCACAAUAAGUGGACUUGCGGUAUAUUUUGAACCACCAUACAGAAGAGUUCUAGUAGCUAAUUUAUUUACUAACUUGGUAUUUGAAUAUUGGAUACGGACCUUAGAAAUGAAAGGGUGGCUCCGACGGAGUGCUGGGCGCGAGACCCUUAUAUUUAUGUUGGGUAGUUCUCUCUUCUUCUAUCUCAUGCGGCUAGAUAGGGAGAACCCAAAAAGGACACCAUUAUUUUGGUUCUUCACACCACCUAGAGUAUCAAAGGAAGUUGGAGAGCCAAUAGAAGGUAUAAAGGGUAGAAGCGAAGCCUGCCCACAUAAAGGACCAUGUCUAAAUUACAUUUUGAGAGGUGUAGCUCAGCUUUUUGGAGUUGGAUGUGCCAUGUCGAUGCUACGGACGAUCAUACCAAGACUUCUCACGCCAGUAAAGGCUUUAAAAUCGUUGAAAUUCUCACACUUCAAGUUGGGUCUUUUCUUUGGAGGCUAUAUUGGAAUUUAUCGGCUAAUUAUAUGUCUCCUGUGUCGUGCGACGGGACGCGAUAGUGCUACAUACGCAAUUCCCGCGGGAUUGUUUGCUGGAGCCGCCUUUAGGGUUUCGCCCUCACUUCCCAUAGCCCUGGCUCCCGUGACAUCUUCUCUGCAGAUCCUAAGCUCCUGGGCAUACCAGAAAGGUAUGAUACCAGAGCAAUGGCCGUUAGUGGAGCUACUGUACUGUGUGUGCCAGGGUAUCCUGUUUCAUGCACGGGUGAUGCACGAAGACGCCUGUCCCCGAUAUAUCAUCAACUUGAUGCACACCGUAACAUCGAAUAAAGCUGAUGAAAUUCAAAGCGCCUUCAUCCAGAAAAUCUUAGCGUACGGUGGGGGUGUUUAA
Leptosia nina is the source of this 1098-nucleotide messenger RNA. The record is from the annotation of a GenBank genome assembly. NCBI's taxonomy places the organism in Eukaryota, Metazoa, Arthropoda, Insecta, Lepidoptera, Pieridae.